AUGGGUAUUCUAGACGUUAUUAAGAGAAAGACCGGUGUUAUCGUCGGUGACGAUGUCAGAGCUGUCUUUGACUACGCUAAGGAACACAAGUUCGCUAUCCCAGCUAUCAAUGUUACUUCUUCCUCUACCGUUGUUUCUGCUUUAGAAGCCGCUAGAGACAACAAGUGUCCAAUUGUUCUACAAACCUCCAACGGUGGUGCUGCUUACUUCGCCGGUAAGGGUGUCUCUAACGACGGUCAAAACGCCGCCAUCAGAGGUUCCAUCGCUGCUGCUCACUACAUCAGAUCCAUUGCUUCUGCUUACGAAAUCCCAGUUAUUCUACAUUCUGAUCACUGUGCCAAGAAGCUACUACCAUGGUACGAUGGUAUGCUAGCCGCUGAUGAAGAAUACUUCAAGGCUCACGGUGAACCUCUAUUCUCUUCCCAUAUGUUGGAUCUUUCCGAAGAAUCCGAUGAAGAAAACAUCGGUACUUGUGUCAAGUACUUCAAGAGAAUGGCCGCUAUGCAACAAUGGUUAGAAAUGGAAAUCGGUAUUACCGGUGGUGAAGAAGAUGGUGUUGAUAACUCUGGUGUUGAAAGAGAUGCUCUAUACACCAAGCCAGCUCAAGUUUUCUCUGUCUACGAAGCUUUGAGCCCAAUCUCUCCAAACUUCUCUAUUGCUGCUGCCUUUGGUAACGUUCACGGUGUUUACGCCGGUACCAUGGCUCUAGCUCCAGAAAUCUUGGCUGACCACCAAAAGUACACCGCUGAAAAGAUCGGUGCUCCAGCUGGUUCCAAGCCAUUGUACCUAGUCUUCCACGGUGGUUCCGGUUCUACUGACCAACAAUUCCACACUGGUAUCGACAACGGUGUCGUCAAGGUUAACUUGGAUACUGACUGUCAAUACGCUUACUUGACUGGUAUCCGUGACUACGUCCUAAACAAGAAGGACUACAUCAUGUCUAUGGUCGGUAACCCAACCGGUGCUGAAUCUCCAAACAAGAAGUUCUUCGACCCAAGAGUCUGGGUUAGAGAAGGUGAAAAGACCAUGUCUGUUAGAAUUGCUCACGCUUUCGAAGUUUUCAGAACUCAAAACACUUUAUAA
Molecule: messenger RNA, 1083 nt
Organism: Maudiozyma saulgeensis
Lineage: Eukaryota; Fungi; Ascomycota; Saccharomycetes; Saccharomycetales; Saccharomycetaceae
Source: the annotation of a GenBank genome assembly